AUGGCAAGUCAGGCGGCCGUGGUCGCGGUGGAUAUUACGGAUAAGAUAACCAAAGCGGCUUCGACAUUACCACCGGGUGAACUGAUCAUGGACCCUAAGAUGGAUAGCGCCGUUGAUGACCCUCACGACGAACUCGGGGAGCUAUACGACGUGAAAAGGGAGCUUCUGCCAGAUGAGGUUCUUGGUAUUAUGGACCAGCUGCUGUGUCACGAGAUGGCAUGGCAUCUCGGCUACCCCUUGUCGCAGACUCUUUUCACGUGCGUCUAUAUCGAAGAGAUCCUCAUGCCUGCGCCCGAGUCUAUAAAUCAGGCCGACUUCAUUCGGAACGCUCCUCCCAACUCUGGGCGCCCGAUGCUGUCCGAAAUCCUUCGGGCAUACUGCGUCGGUGUGCUGAAAACCUGUUCAUUCGUUGCUCGCCGCAUAAAAGGCGAGUCCUACUACGAGGAGGAAGAUUUUGUAAGCAACACAUACAACCGCACCCUCCUCGAUUCCAUCGACCUGGAGGAUAUCCUUGAUUGCCUGGAAAACGCAAUGUCCCUCGUGGGCUCGUUGACAGACCCUCUGCCGUCUGAGGUUGCCGAAGCCCUUAACGCCAGGCUCAUGCUAAGGGAUGCCUUCCUUCGCGCAGUCGUUGCCUCAGAGGAUACCGCAGACCAUAGUGGCAUUCGUGAAGCAUGGACACGAGCUAACGAGGCCCUGGUCCGCUUUAAAUCCACAACAUCAGUGCCUGUCACUAAAGUUGCCGAUUCGUUCAGCAUAAAGAUACAGCAGAAACUUGCGAGCACGAUGCCACCGAGGCCGAUUGUAAAGCUAAGCUUCACCGAAGCCACGGGCCAUCUUACGCGGUUGCUUGAAGACGGCCUUAAGGCGGUGGAUAUUACGGAUUAUUCGGACCCUCAUUCUCUUCUGGGACUCAUCUUUAAUGAUAUGGUCAUACUCGGCAAUAAGAGCAUGCGGCAGGUAUUAGAUGACGACUUCUCAAUGCUCAUCAUGUCCUGGAGUGUCCUGCUGGACCGCUCGUAUGAUGAGGUCGAGGCCGUUCACGAUCCUCGGUUUCAGAUAGCUCAGCAUAUGGAGAAGUUCCGUCAAAAAGCGGCGCCCAUCUACUUUGAAAUCCCACGAGUAUUGUGUCUAAACAAGUGUAGGGUACGCCGAACACUUGUUCACCUCGUGCGAGAGUGGGACUAUCUUCAUGGCGAGGCUGAGCAGCUCGACCAGACCUUAUCCCAACUCACCGGAGAAGAGCCCUCCAUGAUUAGUCUACCAGGAAACGCGCCGAUGCCAAUGCUCUCCCUCCCGCUUUCAUCGUGGGCCUGCCUUCACAAACUUCGACUGAUGAAUUGGAUCGUUCAGCUUGGGUUCGAGCUGGACGUUUACCAGAACGACGAGUUGGCGUCCAUGUACUGGUAUCUAAACUACUUGAGUAAGCAGCGCUACCAGCUCCUCGAGCGCGCAAAAGCCUUUGUCGACGUGUACGCGAGGAAGCCGAGGAGCCAGCGAAGGGUGCAAGCAGAUCCUCGUGUCAUAGAGUCAUUAGCCUUCCUACGCUUCAGCAUCAUCGAAACCGCGAUCAUCUGGGAUCUAUCCGACGGCCUGACCUGUUUAUACACAGCUCUCCUCCGCCUGAAACUAAUAAAACCACCGCCUCGGCCGUAUAGCACUGACGAAUUGCGGUAUGAGCUCCGCAUGCGACCCUUUUCCGCGAUUGGUGUACCGGAGACGAUCCCUUACCAGCUUUUCAAGGAGUCGGUAGAACAAAUCGACGUGCCGACGGACGAAUUGCUUGAAAAAGCCGCGAAGGCCGCGGCGAGCGCGAGGAAGAGCUUGGAGGCCGUCUCAAAAUUUGAUCCGGCGCUCACAUUCUCCGGGAUGGGGUACAAAGCUUGGCUGGACGGAGCGAAGAACGCGCUCAAGUCGUGCAUCGCGAUGAGUGUGGUGGCGGCUAGUCUGCGGAAGAUGGUGGAGGCGGCGGGUCCUGAUGGGGAAAUCAAGGCCAAGGUAGAAAUUCCCGAGGCAAGUCGGGCGUAUCACGAGUGGUGGAUCGUGCCAAAAGUCAUACCCCUGUAA
Molecule: messenger RNA, 2067 nt
Organism: Parascedosporium putredinis
Lineage: Eukaryota; Fungi; Ascomycota; Sordariomycetes; Microascales; Microascaceae
Source: the annotation of a GenBank genome assembly